Symbiodinium natans is the source of this 3612-nucleotide messenger RNA. The record is from the annotation of a GenBank genome assembly. Lineage: Eukaryota; Dinophyceae; Suessiales; Symbiodiniaceae.
AUGGAAAGCGUCUGGGGAGUAGAGGCAGGGACACCGGCUGAGCUGCUUGCCAGUGGACCCGGCCCCGCGUACGGGCCAGCAAGCGGAGCACUCCGCGUAGGAAACAGGGUGGCCCUGGAGGCGGCGGCAACCCUCCAGGAGCACUUACCUCCGCACAAGGAGUUGCUUCUGCCCCAACCCCAACCGGGGGAAGCUGGCGACUGUGAGCAGUCCCACAGCCUAUCCUGUCCACGGAGCACUGCCCACCGGCUGCAAGCCAAGCGCAGCACCAAGGCCCAGAGGAAAGGACUCAGCCGCACAGCGUCUGGACAAAGAGUGCUGAAGCGGGUGAGCCCUUCUCUGUACCCCCUUGGCAAUAUAGGGGAGCCGCUCCUCACUGGUGCCCUCUUCUUCAAAGAAGGUUUCGUCUCCCCGCAAUCCUUUCCUAAAAGGCGCAGAACUCGGAACCGAAGCAAGCCCCUUAACGGUCAGAACGGUGGCCAAGAGGCGGUAAGCCUGCACAGGCGCAAGCUCAAAGCACGGCUCAAAAAGUGGAAGUACAUUCAAAGCAUUCUCCAGAAACACUCGGAAAUCCCUGAGUGCGAAGAGGAGGCCAUUCUCAACCUGGCUGAAGAAGUGGAGGGUGGUGGUGACCCCGGUUCCCUGGAGACCUGGACCAUCAAAGCUCUUCUUGAAGCAGCGUCCAGCAGGGACUCUUCAGGGUUGGAGCUCCUCGCCCGCGCCGCCGAGGAUAUUAUCGACGAUCUUCAGGCUGGCAGAGAUAGCGUAAUUGCGAUCCGGUCCUCAAACAUCACCACUUGGAGGAAGGAAAUCCAGGCUUGGAUAAAGGCCAGCAAGGAGGACAUUUUCCUUCUGCAAGAGACUCACCUUAACAAGAAGGCCUACCACCAGAUGUACCGGCAAAUGACGCAGGCCGGGUAUCAGGUGUUCGGGGGUCAAGCGCACCCGUGCGAGACCAAAGGCACUAAAGGUGGAGUCUGCGUCCUCGUAAAAUCGCACAUGCAGGCGGCCUCCCAAGGCCAGCACAUUGUUGAAGGUGCAGGAAUAGAGGCGAUAUGUGUCCGCCGGGGAGGUGUUAGCCUCCUUCUCAUCAGCGUCUACCUCAAGUGCAGCACCCCGCUCGAUAUUCCUCCCAACAGCGAAAUCAUGGCAGCCCUGCUCAGCGUGCUUUCGCAGCAUAAAGGACAGUGGCUAGUCGCAGGAGACUGGAACUGCACACCGGAAGAGCUUCUCUCCACUAACAUUCUGCCCCAUAUUAAGGGUCACCUGAUCGCAACUGGAGAGGCAACGUGCCAAUCCGGUCGAGAGCUCGAUUUUUACAUCAUCAGUGCAGGCCUGCAAGGCAAGGUCAGAAGCACGGUGGACUGGACAGUGCCCCACAGGCCGCACGCUGGCCUCUGUAUUUCCCUUACCGCUAUAGCUGUGGAGGAGCCUGUGUAUGAAUCCGCCAGUGUUCAAACACCCAUCAGCAUCCUCGGCCAGACCAGCAUCAACGACGUCGUGUCUCUUUCCUUUGCACGUCUGUCAGCAGCAUGCCAAAAGGCCCUCUACCCCAACGAGACAAUGCCAAGGGGAGCCAGCCUCGACUUUCUGCGAAAGCCGGCACUCAAGCCCGACCCGGUGGGGUUGUACUCCGCCCAGCCCGCGCUCUGGGCGAAGGCGGCAGCCUGGUUACUCGGCCUCACCACCGACUGUGCCCGGGCUUACCCGGCCUCCGGCGUGCAUCAGCUCAUAGGGACCCUCCUUGUGCCUGAAGGGUACGGCGCCAAGCCUGGCUGGCAAACAGACCUUAUGAAUACCCUUCUUGGCCAAAGUGAGGUCCAGGAGGAGCUGGUAGAGUGGGUCAAUGCCAUCGCCAAGCACUCAAGCAGCGAAGUGCGAAAAACCGGGCGCGCGGAGUAUGAAGAAUGGAUCACCGGCGCCGUCAAGAAAGGUAUGAGGCCUCUUUUCAGGGCAGUCAAGGCACACGAGCAGUGUUUCGACCGGCCCUUCCGCGAUCAUGACCCAAAAAGCAGACCAUUUUUGAGGCUUAAGCAGUGGAUGCCAAUCUGGAAAGCAGGCCCCUCGCCUGCCGAGGCCUGCAUCGCGCGGGUUAAAGACCGGGCUAUAUGCGAACGGGCAACGCUGGCCCCGCUCAGCUCCGACGAAGUCGGCACCAGGCUUCGGCGAUGCCCCCUCCGGGAGCAAGCGGCGCUCACCGACACAUGCGACAAGGUGGCCACUGCGGUUAGCACAUGGUUAGGCAAGAGAUGCAAGAGUGUUCGCAAAAAAGCAGUCACAAGGGGAGGGCCCGGGGACGGGGUGCCUGCCCAACAGGGGAACAUCAUUGCGGCCUUCCAUGCAAAGGACCGUGAGCUUCUCCCUGCCAUGGGCAAACCAGGGCAGGGGAAGUACCAGCCGAAAGGUAAGGGAUGCAAGGGCAAAACAAAGAGCACUCUUCCCCGUCAACUUCAGGAUGCAGCAGCUGUUGUCAACAGCAAACGAAGGAGCGAGAACUUGCCCACAAAGUCAGUCGCCUCCAUAGCUAGGUCCAAGGCGAGAUCUGGCUUGCACCAUGAUGCAAUAUCUGAGGCUCGGGAGAUCGACAGCAGGAGCAUAGCUGCACCGGCGAAAGCCCCGCCGCCCCCUCCUGAAUCCAAGCGACAAAAGGAGGAGAGGGAAGCGAGGGAGGCGCUCAAAAUUGCAUGCGCUGAGCCACUGCCGUGGAAAAGGCGAGAAAUGAAGAGAGCCCAGUCGCAGGAUAGUGGAGCCCUUUCGAGCACUGGGCCUACGGAGGAGGUAGCUCAGGCGGCUCUCCGGGCCACACCGCCGUGGGUUGAGAUGCUCACCCAAUCGGCCAACGGCGAAGCGACACUGACAGGACCGCGUGAGCCCAACAGAAGCAACCCUAGGGCGCUGCUUCACUUUGUGCCCCAAAGGUUGAUGCCCACUGCAGAGGCCUGGCCUUUCGGGCCCCUCACGCAACUCAAGCCUGGGAACGACAAAAUCACGUUUGCUCUCCCUGACGAUUGGAUCCUCAAAAUGUCCAUCCAACAGUUAACACCAGAGAAGGCCUACGGUGAGUUGCUCCCGGGCUUGGUGGCAAGGACCAUUUGGACCGGAAGGCUGAGGGUACGCCUGUUUACCACGGAGGCAGCCACGACGCUGGCGCUCGAGGGUUCCAUCCAGGCCAAGAUGGACCAUGCGAUUGACUGGCUCACCCACGCUGGGUCAAGAGAUCGCCUCCGUUUCCUGGCGUACUACAGCAUUGUUUUGGUAUACCUUGCCUCAACCUGCCAACUUACUUUGAAAGACCUCGGAGAGAACAAUCUCGCACUGUGGCCGGGUACGAGCUCCUCCCCGGUUCCGCGCCUUGGCUUUUACGACACCCUGACUUGGAGGAAAGGCGGCAAACCGUCCACAGGGUGGAGUGGCUUCUGGAACCUCGUCAAGAAGUUUGAGCCAUUGCGGGUCAGCUGGUUUGCCUCUGUCCUGGCAGACCCUUUCAAGAACCCCGGGGCCACAGUCCAAACUCUCCUUGAGGAAUGCCAGCCCUAUCUCGAGCAUCUGAUUCAUCAAGGAGUUCUAACUCCGCAGGGGCAUUUUGCCGAAAAUGAACCUGCUCGAGGAUAA